Adineta ricciae is the source of this 3330-nucleotide messenger RNA. The record is from the annotation of a GenBank genome assembly. NCBI's taxonomy places the organism in Eukaryota, Metazoa, Rotifera, Eurotatoria, Adinetida, Adinetidae.
AUGGACGCACAAAAAUCAAAAUCAAGUUCCACGACAAGGAAACAUGGUAAUCAACCGCGACAACGCAUGGUCCAAAACUAUCUUUUAGUUUGGGUGGAUGCCAACAUCGAUGAAAAGGACCAAGACUACCAGAACACUUUGAAACACUUACGAAGUGUCGUCAAUGAUGUUAACAUAUGUACUCAACCAGACGCCUGCCUUCAAUUCCUCAACAGCGUCGGUGACGAAAAGGCUUUCGUCAUCACAUCGGGAUUCUUAGGUCAACACUUGGUUCCCGAGAUUCACGUCAUUCCACAAGUGAAUGCCAUCUACAUCUUCUGUGCCAACAAAUCCAGAAAUGAAACCUGGACAAAGAACUGGUCAAAAGUCAAAGGUGUUCACACAAAUAUCAAAGAAAUCUGUGAGGCGCUGACCACGGAUGUUAAACAACAUAAUCAAGACUCCAUCGCCAUGAGUUUUGUCAACGUAAGAGGAGAGGGUUCCCAUGCCAAUCUCAAUCGACUGGAACCCAGUUUUAUGUACACGCAAAUAUUUAAAAAGAUUCUCCUCGACAUGGAUCACGACAAGCAAGCAAUCAAAGACCUGGCCAAUUAUUGUCGUCAGUGUUUCCAAGGCAACUUCGCAGAGCAAAGUGUUAUCGAUGAGUUCGAACGUAACUAUCGUUCGGAGAAGGCCAUUUGGUGGUAUACACGCGAGUGUUUUACCUACCAAAUGCUCAAUCAAGCACUUCGCACUUUGGAUGCCGAAAUCAUUAUUAACAUGGGGUUUUUCCUCCAUGAUUUACACAAACAAAUAGAACAGCUACACCAAGCACAGGUCAGUAGUUACAGAGGAAAACCUUUCGUAGUCUACCGUGGACAGGGACUAUCCAAGACAGAUUUUGGCCAGUUAACAAAAACUGUAGGUGGUCUUUUAUCUUUCAACAACUUCUUAUCCACCAGUAUCAAACUACAGAAAUCUCUUGAGUACACCUACAGCGCUCUCAGUGAUCCCGACAAGGUGGGUGUUCUGUUCGUGAUCACCAUCGAUCCAAAUAUUGGUACUACUCCAUUCGCAUCGAUUGGAGAUUUUAGUUAUUUCGAAGACGAAGCAGAGAUCCUGUUUUCCAUGCACAGCGUGUUUCGAGUCGGUACUCUUCGCCAAGUGGGUGACAAAAUUAACCUUUACUAUGCGGUGCAACUUCAGUUGACUGCAGAUGACGGUCCACAACAGCGUGUGUUAACGGACCGUAUUGAAAGUGAAGUUCAAGUUUGGGUGGAUGCCAACAUCGAUGAAAAGGAUCAAGACUGUCAGAACACUUUGACGCACUUACGAAGUGUUGUCAAUGAUGUCAAUAUAUACACUCAACCAGAUGCUUGCCUUCAAUUCCUUAAGAGCAUUGGUGAUGAAAAAGCUUUCGUCAUCACAUCGGGAUCCUUAGGUCAACACUUGGUUCCCGAGAUUCACGGCAUUACACAAGUGAAUGCCAUCUACAUCUUCUGUGGCAACAAAUCCAGAAAUGAAACCUGGGCAAAGAACUGGUCAAAAGUCAAAGGUGUUCACACAAAUAUCAAAGAAAUCUGUGCAGCACUGACCACGGGUGUUAAACAACAUAAUCAAGACUCCAUCGCCAUGAGUUUUGUCACCGUAAGAGAAGAGGGUUCGAAUGCAAAUCUCAAUCUGCUAGAACCCAGUUUUAUGUACACGCAAAUAUUUAAGAAGAUUCUCCUCGACAUGGAGCAUGACAAACAAGCAAUCAAAGACCUGGCCAAUUAUUGUCGUCAGCGUUUUCAAGGCAACUUCGCAGAGCAAAGUGUUAUCGAUGAGUUCGAACGUAACUAUUGUCCGGAGAAGGCCAUUUGGUGGUAUACACGCGAGUGUUUUACCUACCAAAUGCUCAAUCAAGCACUUCGCACUUUGGAUGGCGAAGUCAUUAUUAACAUGGGAUUUUUUCUACAUGACUUACACAAACAAAUAGAACAGCUACACCAAGCACAGGUCAGUAAUUACAGACGAAAACCCUUCGUAGUCUACCGUGGACAGGGACUAUCCAAGACAGAUUUUGAUCAGUUAUCCAAAACUAUAGGUGGUCUUUUAUCUUUUAACAACUUUUUAUCCACCAGUAUCAAACAAGAGAAAUCUCUUGAGUUCACCUACAACGCUCUCGGUGAUCCCGACAAGGUGUGUGUCCUAUUCGUGAUCACAAUCGAUCCGAAUAUUGGUACUACUCCAUUCGCAUCGAUUGGAGAUUUUAGUUAUUUCGAAGGCGAAGCAGAGAUCCUGUUUUCCAUGCACAGCGUGUUUCGAGUUGGUACUAUUCGACAAGUGGGUGACAAAAGUAAACUUUACCAUGAGGUGCAACUUCAGUUGACUGCCGAUGACGAUCCACAACUGCGUGUGUUAACGGACCGUAUUGAAAGUGAAGUUCAAGGUAGUACAGGGUGGGAACGUUUGGGUCAUUUAUUGCUUAAACUCGGACAGCUGGAUAAAGCCGAAGAACUGUACACUGUGUUACUGGAACAAGCGUCUGAUAACAAUGACAGAGCACAUUAUUAUCAUCAACUUGGCUGCUUAAAAUAUAGUCAAGGUGAUUAUAAAAUGGCCAUAGAAUACUAUGAAAAAGUACUUGAAAUCCAAGAAAAAACUCUUCCUUCGAAUCACCCUGAUUUGGCUACUUCGUACAACAACAUCGGUGCGGUGUACAUGAGCAUGGGAGAGUAUUCGAAAGCACUUUCAUUCUAUGAAAAAACACUUGAAAUCUUCCAAAAAACUCUUCCUUCGAAUCACCCUUCGCUGGCUACUUCGUACAGCUGCAUCGGUUUGGUCUACUACAACAUGGGAGAGUACUCGAAAGCACUUUCAUUCUAUGAAAAAACACUUGAAAUCUUCCAAAAAACUCUUCCUUCGAAUCACCCUUCGCUGGCUACUUCGUACAACAACAUCGGUUUGGUGUACAAGAACAUGGGAGAGUAUUCGAAAGCACUUUCAUUCUAUGAAAAAGCACUUGAAAUUAGAGAAAAAACUCUUCCUUCGAAUCACCCUGAUUUGGCUACUUCGUACAACAACAUCGGUGGGGUGUACCACAACAUGGGAGAGUAUUCGAAAGCACUUUCAUUCUAUGAAAAAGCACUUGGAAUUAGAGAAAAAACUCUUCCUUCGAAUCACCCUUCGCUGGCUACUUCGUACAACAACAUCGGUGGGGUGUACUACAAUACUAAGGACUAUUCGAAAGCACUUACCUAUUUCGAACGCGCUCUGGACAUUUGGCAACGUGCAUUACCGGCGAAUCACCCUAAUAUAAAAACUGUAAAAGAAAGUAUCGAAAUUUGUAAAAGAGCAAUGAAGAAAUAA